Ostrinia nubilalis (European corn borer) is the source of this 2949-nucleotide messenger RNA. RefSeq lists its product as uncharacterized. Bases 269 to 2776 code for a protein of 835 amino acids. Gene Ontology annotation, molecular function: G protein-coupled peptide receptor activity; peptide hormone binding. The record is from RefSeq and is a predicted model, not a curated record. Lineage: Eukaryota; Metazoa; Arthropoda; Insecta; Lepidoptera; Crambidae. The transcript has 10 exons. Gene Ontology annotation, cellular component: plasma membrane. Gene Ontology annotation, biological process: adenylate cyclase-modulating G protein-coupled receptor signaling pathway; cell surface receptor signaling pathway.
CGUGGACGUAGAUAAUUUGUAAACAUUCAUAGGAUUGUUUAGCGCGUUUAGUACGCUCUCGGUCGCAAAGAAAAUAGCCUGGAAGACAAUCAACAAAGGUUGUUAUGGUUUUGCCCCGUGCUGGAAUGUUUGAUGCUGUCUGCAAACAAUAUUAGAGUGUGUUUGACCUGCAGUCGGGCCAGUGUCGUUGUGAGGUACAACUUCUGAUUUUAGUGAAGCAAAGUGAUUUUCAGUAUGUUGUGUAAGCUUCAAAAACAUUUACUGAACCAUGUGCGGAUUUGAUAAAAUACUUGCCGUGUUAGUUUUUUAUUGGUGGAUUUUGACUCUACGUGGGAAUGAGGUGAUUGCUUACGAAUACUUCAACGAUAUACUGAACCCUGCAAAUUUGGAGAUCGAUGUUUGGCAUCAGAGGAACGCCAGAGUUGCCAUCCGCACCAACGAUAAACUUGACUGCGAACAACAGAAUGUCUACAUCUGCGAAGAGCCUCCAAACCUAGUGCCGCCAGACGCGAGGAAGACCUGCAACUACCGUAACUACGACUACCACGAGCAGGUGUACCGAUGGGUGGCCGGCCAAGGGUGUUUGUUCUACACGCCGAACUUCUUGUAUGUGGCCGGCUAUCGCAACAUCGACUUGAGUGCUGGGUGCUUCUACGGGAACCUGUAUGCACCGUGCUUGGAAGUUCCAAAAGAAGACGGGACAUGCGGGUGCUACCCGUUCGACCCGGGUCUGGAGGAGGUGGUGACAGCAGUGAGUAAGGCCAUGGUGCUGUCUGCCCAGGGCAGAUGGGAGAGGUGCUUCUAUGCUGCCUCUGACUGCUGCAGCCAUGUUAUGCUGAGCGAGGUUAACAGCACUUCGACAAACAAAUGUGAGGCCACCUUUGACGCGUGGACGUGCUGGCAUCAAGCCGACCCAGGCACCACCGCCACCGAGGUCUGCUCUGAAUUCGCUUACUCCAACGUUGGACCAUCUUGUAACCAUUUCAGCAGCAAACGAUGCUUCGAGAACGCGACCUGGGAUCCUCAGACGGACUAUUCCACGUGCAGCAUCACGCCUCGUCUACUCCGGCGAUAUCGUUUCCAUAUCGCUAUGCUGGCGUUUUCCAUCGCCUCAUGUCUGCCAGCUGUCAUCAUAUUCUUCAUGUACAAGCGGCUGAGAAUCACGAGAGUGGCUCUUCAUAGGAACUUACUGAUCGCCAUCAUAGUGAGGAACGUUCUCGUCAUCGUCAGUAGAAGUGAGAUUUACAUAGAUGAAAUAACAAAUUCAGGGGACACGGUACUAUCAAGCAACGGGUGGGCCUGUCGCGUUCUCGGGGUUGCAGAACGUAUCGCAGCCAACGCAGUCUUCGUGUGCAUGCUGGUGGAAGGCAUCUACUUACAUCGCCUGAUUGUGGCUGUCUUUAAGCAGAACUUGAAGGUCAAAUGGCUGUAUGUUAUAGGAGCUUUCAUAGCUGUGCUCCCAGUGGUAGCAUGGGCAGCUGUGAUGGGCGUCUACAACAACCACUCCUGCUGGCUCAUCUACACAGUGGACAACGUGCAGUGGAUUCUAGAUGCACCUAGGAUACUCAUACUGGUCAUCAACACAGGCCUAUUCAUAGACGUGCUAAGGGUCCUGCUUACGAAGCUCAGAAACGCUGAGAAUGCUAACCAGCUGAGUACGACAAAAGCAACACUAUUCCUGAUGCCCAUAUUUGGGACACAAUUCCUGCUGACGGCAUUCCGACCAAACACUACCAAUUGCACGGGAGAGCAGAUCUACUACUAUGUGGCUUACACAGUCGAAGGACUACAGGGAUUCAUCGUGGCCAUGCUUUACUGCUAUGUCAAUAAGGAGGUUCGCAUGUUACUCAAAACAACGUAUAGGAAGACUGAAUCAGCGGUUGUUUCACGCGUACGACGUGACUCCGCUUAUCCACGUAUGAGCAUCGAUCCGAAAUCAGAUAGGCGAUUCACCUACAGUACCGCUCUACCUCCGCAAAACGCAGACGACCCCAAGGACCAAUACGCAACCAUAGCCCCCAAACUGCACGUCGCCGAAAUAAUAUCGAUACAAGCCAGCGAACGACUAGCUGAUAUACUAGAACCAGUUUACGAAACCAUAGAAAAUGGCGUAAUCAACGAAGGCUACGAUUCUUUAGAAAGGUCCAGCGUAGAUAAUGACUCAGGGUUCAUUGCGAACAGGGAUUCUAAAGGAGACAACUACUACGGAUUCACUAACGUCUCGAGCGUGUCGAUCGAUUGCCAAGACUGGAUAAAGUGCAUAUCCUCACCAUCUAGCAGCGUGUACAACAAUUCACUAAACGACUACGAAACAAGAUACUUGGAAAGAAGAUUCCCCAACCAUCCUAAACCAAAACUUAUAGCCGAAUCGAGAAGAAGAUUGUCGGAAAAUGCGGAUGUAACCGGGCUUGGGAAAAGAUGGUCAUCAAGUUGUGAUGAAAAACUGAGAGAGAUAGUUGAGGCCAAAAAAAGGUUGUCUCUAUCAUGUGAUGAUAGACCGAAGGAUAUCGCUGAGUUCGGAAAACGAUUAUCAGUACAAGAAGUAAUAACAGAAUCAGAUAAGUCGAUUGAAAAUGUUAAUACUGAUGAUAAUAAAGAUCUAAAGGAACCCGAUUUGGAAGGUAUCGAUAACGAAUCCGAUUAUGAAGACUGUGACACGAUGCUUGAAGAAAUAUUGCAGUACAUCGAAACAACCGACAACAACGUCGUAUUAAAUCCUGAGCUUCUAUCUCCGAACAGAAAGGAGGACGAGAAAAUCGUCUUUGUAGAUGAAUGAAUUAACCUAAUGAGUUAUUAACACUAAUAUUUAUCAUUAAUUUAUAGACAUGAGUUGUUAUUUCAUUAAUAAGUUAGACAAAAAUAUGAUUCGCGCAACGAAACUUCCGAUUAAGUAUCGAGGGUUCUACAAAUGCAGUUCAUGUGUUUAAAAAUAUAUUAAUGAGCAAAUUA